Rana temporaria (common frog) is the source of this 1636-nucleotide messenger RNA. RefSeq names its product pancreatic triacylglycerol lipase-like. The transcript has 13 exons. The record is from RefSeq and is a predicted model, not a curated record. NCBI's taxonomy places the organism in Eukaryota, Metazoa, Chordata, Amphibia, Anura, Ranidae. Gene Ontology annotation, molecular function: triacylglycerol lipase activity; protein binding. The coding region runs from base 89 to 1495 and encodes 468 amino acids. Gene Ontology annotation, biological process: lipid metabolic process.
CAGAAAAGUUUUCUCUGAUGACGCUACUGUAUAUAAGUGCCACUUCAACUCCUUCUCGCCUGAUCCAGUUCAUCUGAUCAGGACCAAGAUGUUGGGGAAGAUUUUGCUGCUCGUGUUCAUUAUACAGUCAGUAAAGACAGCUAAAGUGUGUUACGAUCGUCUUGGCUGUUUCUCCAAUGACUCUCCCUGGGCAUGGACUCUGCAGAGACCCAUCCCCCGCUUACCCUGGUCUCCGGAGAAGAUAAAUACCCGAUUCCUGCUCUACACCCGGGACAACCUCAAUACCUACCAGGAAAUCAGUGCCGUCCAAAACAAGACUAUUAAAGAGUCCAAUUUCAAAACUUUUCGGAAUACGCAAAUUAUUAUUCACGGGUUUCUGGACAAUGGCGAGAAGAGUUGGAUGAUCGAAAUGUGCCAGGCCAUGCUAAAAGUGGAGGACGUGAACUGUAUCUGCGUGGAUUGGCACGGUGGCUCUUUGGGGCUCUACACUCAAGCUGCAAACAAUAUCCGUGUCGUGGGGGCUGAGGUGGCUUAUUUCACGAAAACUCUCCAGAAUGUUUUUGACUAUUCUCCAUCCAAUGUCCACAUUAUUGGGCACAGUCUGGGGGCACAUGCAGCAGGUGAAGCUGGGAAGAAUCACCCUGGAAUUGGCAGAAUAACCGGAUUGGACCCGGCUCAGCCAUACUUUCAGGACACACCCAUUGAGGUCAGACUGGACCCGUCAGAUGCUAAGCUGGUCGAUGCCAUCCACACUGAUGAUGCUCCAACUCUGAUCAAUGUUGAUUUAGGAGGAUUUGGAAUGAGUCAGACUGUCGGGCACUUGGAUUUCUUCCCAAAUGGAGGACAACACAUGCCAGGAUGUAAAAAGACUGAGAUCCUAAAAGUUGGAAGCCUAGAUCAAAUAACCAACGUGGCAGAUGACUUGGCCGCAUGCAAUCACAUGCGCAGCUACAAGUAUUACACAGAGAGCAUUCUCAAUCCUGAAGGAUUCAUGGGGUACGCUGCAUCAUCCUACGAUGCCUUCCUGCAGGGUGUCGGCUUCCCAUGUCCCAGUACUGGGUGCCCAAUGAUGGGACAUUUUGCAGCACAAUAUUCUGGAAUCACGUUGUUUACACAGAAAUUUUACUUGAACACCGGAGAUAACAAAAUCUUUUCAAGUUGGCGAUACAAGAUCACUGUUAAAGUUCAAGGUGAUUUUAUUUUGCUUGGAUCAUUCGUUGUGUCCUUAGAAGGAUCUGGUGGAAAGACUCAGGAGAACAAAAUACAGGGUGGUCCUAUCAUACCAGGCACGACAUAUACAGCUUUUAUUGAUGCCAACAUAGAUGUUGGAAGUGUCAAUAAGGUAAUAUUUGUUUGGCGCGGGGACCUACUGGGGAUUAAGCGCAUAGGAGCUUCUACAGUGACAGUGCAGUCUGGGAAGGAUGGAGUAAUAUAUACAUUUAAUGACAAUGCCAAAAUGGCGGCUGGAGCCCCCCAGGUACUCACUCUGGUCUAACUGCUGAGAUCGUCCAAAGAUGGCGCUUUCUACCUGUUUACCUACAAAUGACUGAACAACCAGUAAAUAAAGUUCAUCAUGUGUUAUUUCAGGAGCAGAAAGUUUCUGGAUAUGUGUUGUAAAUAAAUGAUGUGACCCCCA